This is a messenger RNA of Pelodiscus sinensis (Chinese soft-shelled turtle), 841 nucleotides long. It is a transcript of the gene RLN3, whose product is annotated as relaxin 3. Gene Ontology annotation, molecular function: G protein-coupled receptor binding; hormone activity. Gene Ontology annotation, cellular component: extracellular region. The record is from RefSeq and is a predicted model, not a curated record. NCBI's taxonomy places the organism in Eukaryota, Metazoa, Chordata, Testudines, Trionychidae.
GCCACGCCAAGCAGCCAUGCCGAAGCUCCUCCUGGCCCUGGCGUUCGGGACGCUGCUCUGGGAACUGAGGCUGGGGGCCCUGGGCCGGAACCCACCCUAUGGCGUCAAGCUGUGCGGCCGGGAGUUCAUCCGGGCCGUCAUCUUCACCUGUGGGGGCUCCCGCUGGAGACGGACAGGUGACCUCGAGAUCCUGAGCGGCCCCCCUGGCGGGGAAGACUCCACAGAAGCUGCCUCCAGCGAGUGGGACGUCAGCCGCCUGCCCGGGAUGCUGCCCCUCUCCUCCGACUACCACGAGAGGUGGCGAGGCAGACCGGGCCGCAGCCUCUCCGAGGACAGCUGGCCUUUGGAGCGCGCCGCCCGGGACGUCACGACGGGGCUGAGCACCUCCUGCUGCAAGUGGGGGUGCAGCAAGAGCGAGAUCAGCUCCCUGUGCUAGAGGCGGGCAGGGGGCAGCGCAUGGCGCCGCAGGUUGGCACUCGACCCGCAGCGGGCGUCGGGGCCAUGCCGGUUGGCACCCACGGAGGGUCCAGCCCUGGGAUGGUGGCUGAAAGUAGAAACCCACAGUUCCCUGCCCUGCAGCUGCUCAGCAACCUGGGAGCCCUGCCCGAGUGAGGACUGCAGGGAUCGGGCUGUGGAAAUGUCUGUCAUGCUGGCGGUGCCCCCCACCCCGGGGAGGGGCAGAGGUGAACUCCAGGGUCCUGGGGCAUGCUGGGAUUGGAGGCUGAGUUUCGAUUUAUGAGGAACCAGAUGACAAACCCCACACCACACACACACACGCGCGCGCGCGUCCAGUUGGGUCACCCCCACUUUGCCUCCUCUUGCGGUUGUAGCCGGGGUUCAA